AGUGUCGAUGACAAACAUUUUUGUGAGAAAAAAAAAAGAGCAAAGCAAAUAAUUAAAAAUAACGAAUUAUUGCUAAAAAAAAAUAUAUAAAAUGAUUAUCACCGUAAAGAACCUGCAGCAGCAAACCUUCACAAUUGACUUUGACCCAGAGAAAACGGUUUUAGAACUCAAAAAACAAAUUUUUAAUGAACGUGGUGCCGAAUACUUCGUGGAGAAACAAAAACUGAUUUAUGCUGGCGUCAUUCUGACAGAUGAGCGAACAAUCAGUUCAUACAAAGUCGAUGAGAAAAAGUUCAUUGUGGUGAUGCUUACACGAGAUAUUAGCGGAUCUAGCAGUAGCAGCAGCAACAACACAAAUACAGAUGCAGUUUCGUCGCAGCAACCUCGGAAACAAGUCAAGGAGACGACAGAAAGAUCCACAAAAGAUGAGCCACUGGUGGAAAGUAAGCCUGCUGUACAAGUAAAUGAAUCUUCAUCGUCUGAAAAGGGAACAAAGACUAAGAAAAUGACAAGUGAAGCUGGGGGAGAAGUAGGAAGUACCGGAGCUGGAUCUCCAGCACCAGCUGCAGCCACAGGCUCUACCACCGACUAUUCAAGCAUUGAUUUAGUUGGUGAGCUGGCCAAUGCGUCAUUGCAAACACGUGCCGAAUCAAAUUUACUAAUGGGUGAGGAAUUUAAUCGUACUGUUGCCUCAAUGGUUGAAAUGGGUUAUCCCCGGGAGCAAGUUGAACGCGCAAUGGCAGCCAGCUUUAAUAAUCCUGAGCGCGCUGUAGAAUAUUUGAUUACCGGCAUUCCCCAGGAGGAGAACUUGUUUACUCCAGGAGACGACGAGGAAUCUUCAAGAGCAUCUAAUAUACAUCAGGGUGCUGCAAGCGAUUUACCGGCUGAAUCAGCCGCUGACCCAUUUGAAUUUUUACGCAGUCAGCCACAAUUCCUACAGAUGCGCUCUCUGAUAUACCAAAAUCCGCAUCUUUUACAUGCUGUUCUACAACAGAUUGGCCAAACAAACCCAGCUCUUCUGCAACUAAUUUCUGAAAACCAAGAUGCGUUUCUGAAUAUGUUAAAUCAGCCCCUCGAAGAUGAGGUGGGCGCCAACGCACAACGACUUGGUCGAGCACAGUCAAAUUCAAGUCGAACAGAAAAUUUGACGUCAUCGGCAAUCCAAGCGGCAACUACGGAGGGCCAACGUUCUGCUGCUGGGUCAGAAAACCAGCCUUUAGCGGUUGCCUCAGAAGGAGAUGGUUCUGUUUCGGCGGAAAGAAAUGUACCAACAGAAAGCCUAGGCACUAUUCGUCUAACACCACAAGAUCAAGAAGCUAUAGAGCGGCUCAAGGCACUAGGAUUUCCGGAAGCCCUUGUAUUGCAAGCUUACUUUGCAUGUGAAAAAGAUGAGGAACUGGCUGCAAAUUUCUUGCUUUCAUCUAGUUUCGAUGAUUAAAUCAGCCGGUUGCUGACAUGUUACACAUAUGUAUACCCAUAUACAAAAGUCGUUACAAUAAAAGAAGAGGUUACUGAACAACCAUA
Messenger RNA from Drosophila montana, 1524 nucleotides. It is a transcript of the gene Rad23, whose product is annotated as Rad23. Bases 92 to 1438 code for a protein of 448 amino acids. Gene Ontology annotation, biological process: nucleotide-excision repair; proteasome-mediated ubiquitin-dependent protein catabolic process. The transcript is spliced from 6 exons. The record is from RefSeq and is a predicted model, not a curated record. Gene Ontology annotation, cellular component: nucleoplasm; cytosol. Lineage: Eukaryota; Metazoa; Arthropoda; Insecta; Diptera; Drosophilidae. Gene Ontology annotation, molecular function: damaged DNA binding; polyubiquitin modification-dependent protein binding; ubiquitin binding.